UUGAGACUUCUCGGCCUUAGUGUGUUCUCGGGUCUUACUGUACGUGGCGGGUCCUGGCUGAAGGGCACGCAGAGAGAGAAUCGCGCCCCGCUAUCUGCCCGGCUGUCUGGCUGUCUGUCACUCGCUCUCUCCCUUCCUUGUGGAAUUACGGAUAUAUCGGUGGUGUUUUUUGUGUUGUUUUAGUAGAGGGCGAGAAAGAAAAGGAGACAGACUUCGUUUAUGAAUGCAAAUGAUUUGUGUUUAGUGUAGUGAGAGAAAAGGAAACAGAUAAAAGAAUAAGAAAAUUACGAAAAAAAGAAAAGGAAUACUAAAGAAGAAAGCCUGUAGGAAGAAGAGACAUUAAAGACAUGAGAAUGACGGUGCUUUAACGCCGCUGGUCGACGUCGGAGCAGACCUUAUGUAAUACAGUGCGUGGGACGAAAGCAGGUCCACCAAUGUGCCGUUCCCCCCCGAGGCUGUCCACUUCCCAGAGCCUGAGAAAAGGCCUCAGAAAGAAAGCACAGACUACAUGGCGUGACGACAAUUGUAUCAUCACUGAAAGAUGAUGCAACACUUGGCUGCUGUGCUAUAUAUUCUUGGCUCCACUGAGCUCGCACGGUUGUGAAUUAGGUUCACUUUUCCUUGUGUUUUCUUUCUCUUUGUUUUUGUGCGUUUACUCAUUAAUAAUGGAAGCAAAGAAAGAAGGGACAAGUCCAAAUCUUGAUAAAAAGGGAAGAGUGAUUCGGGGAGAGAGCGAGCACGCGCCGGAGAUAAAGACUCAAGGUAAUCUGGCGACACACGAGGGAACUUUCCAUCCUUCGAGGCAGGACAAGAGGAUUCUCCCUCCGGCCGAGAAGGACGCCUCCUUCAGGGACGGACGGGCCUCUACUGGCGGCGAGGAAGAGCUCGCCCCUCCUGACGGCGGCUGGGGCUGGCUGGUGGCGUUCGGGGCCUUCGUCAUCACGUCUCUCCUCCCUCUGCUGGGUCCCUGCUUGGUAUCCUGUUCUCCCGCUUACUGCUGA
This is a messenger RNA of Penaeus chinensis, 1001 nucleotides long. RefSeq lists its product as uncharacterized. The coding region runs from base 666 to 1001 and encodes 111 amino acids. The transcript has 2 exons. Lineage: Eukaryota; Metazoa; Arthropoda; Malacostraca; Decapoda; Penaeidae. The record is from RefSeq and is a predicted model, not a curated record.